This is a messenger RNA of Eufriesea mexicana, 1074 nucleotides long. It is a transcript of the gene Wdr92, whose product is annotated as dynein axonemal assembly factor 10. The record is from RefSeq and is a predicted model, not a curated record. Bases 1 to 1074 code for a protein of 357 amino acids. The transcript is spliced from 4 exons. Lineage: Eukaryota; Metazoa; Arthropoda; Insecta; Hymenoptera; Apidae. Gene Ontology annotation, molecular function: protein binding.
AUGGAAAAAUUUGAAAAACCCCAAAUAAUUUGUCAUAUUGAGAAAUCAGUAAAUUAUUCAUUAUUCGAUUCAAAAUGGAUUCCGUGUAGUGCAAAAUUUGUGGUUAUGGGUUCGCGACCGCGUGGUAGCGGUAUCAUACAAAUCUAUGAAAUCUCUAACGGUGAACUAAAUCUUCUUAAAGAUAUUGAAAGAUCGCAACCAAUAAAAUGCGGAACUUUCAAAGCAUCCAGUUUGAAGGAUAGAUAUUUAGCGACUGGUGAUUUUCAGGGUAAAUUAAACAUCUAUAACCUGGAAGAUCCUUCAAUACCAAUUUACUCUGUUAAUGCUCACAAUGAGAUUAUAAAUAGUAUUGAUGGUAUAGCUGGGCAGAGCAUUGGAUAUGGUGCACCAGAAUUAGUAACUGGUUCUAGAGAUGGAAGUGUUAAAGUUUGGGAUCCUAGACUAAAAGGACGCCCAGUUGCUGUUAUGAAACCCAAAGAGGGUGAAGCUCAUAGAGAUUGCUGGUCAGUUACAUUUGGAAAUUCAUAUAACUCUGAGGAAAGAGUUGUAGCUGCUGGUUAUGAUAAUGGAGAUGUAAAGAUGUUUGAUUUGAAAAAAAUGGGUGUUUUAUGGGAGAGUAAUCUUAAAAAUGGAGUUUGUAGCAUUGAAUUCGAUAGAAAAGAUAUUCCAAUGAAUAAAUUAGUAGCUACCACUUUGGAGUCAAAACUUUAUUUAUUUGACUUAAAGACACAGCAUCCUAAAAAAGGAUUUGCUUAUCUAAUUGAAAAGGCACAUAAUUCAACAGUAUGGUUGGUGAAACAUCUACCACAAAAUCGUGAAAUAUUUGUUACUUGUGGUGGAGGAGGAAAUCUUUGCCUAUGGAAAUAUAAUUAUCCAGAGAAACGAAAAAUAGUAGAUGCAGAUGGUUUAGAUCAAGGAGUUAUUGGUAAUCUAAUUUUGUUACAAAACAGUACUGUUUCGUCACAACCUGUUAGUUCUUUAGACUGGAGUCCAGACAAACAGGGCCUGGCUGUUUGCACUGCAUUUGAUCAAUGUUUGAGAGUAAUUAUCACAACGAAACUUAAUACCUACUAA